Ctenopharyngodon idella (grass carp) is the source of this 2731-nucleotide messenger RNA. It is a transcript of the gene coq10a, whose product is annotated as coenzyme Q10A. Gene Ontology annotation, cellular component: mitochondrion. Lineage: Eukaryota; Metazoa; Chordata; Actinopteri; Cypriniformes; Xenocyprididae. The record is from RefSeq and is a predicted model, not a curated record. The transcript is spliced from 5 exons. Gene Ontology annotation, molecular function: ubiquinone binding. Gene Ontology annotation, biological process: ubiquinone biosynthetic process; cellular respiration. Bases 471 to 1220 code for a protein of 249 amino acids.
CUUAUUACGAUUAUUAAUAUCUGUUAGUUAAUGUCAUGGGUUUUUAUCUACAUAUAUCACUUAUUAGGAUGAUUUAAACAAAAUGCGCCAGUUUAGAAUUGAAAUAAUAUUAUUUUUUGUUUUUAUGUGACAUUCUGUCCUCCUCCGGUCCAGUUGGCGGCAGCUGCACCUGUCCGCGCGGUGAUACAUCAGAACAGUGUGUCCCACACACCGGCUGCUUAUGAAAGCUUCACCGGUUUAACCUCAAUCGGUUUCGGAGGAAUCGCAGGAGAAAGGACUAUUGUUUCAGUAUAUUAUUAUCUAGAAGUCGAAAUAUGAUACACAGCGGGCAUUUGGUCACUGAAAAACAGCCGACUCGUUUAUUCACAUAGAGAUGACAGCGCGCGUUUGUUUAUUACUGUGUUAAUCGUGUUAUUUAAGAUUAGUCGGCAUAAUUUUACACACAUUGGAUAGAUCACGCUAUUUUAUUGAUGGCCGUGUCAGGAGGCGCCCGGCGGCUCCCGAUGGGUGUUCGGACGUUUAGUGAGUUUCUGGAAAUAGCGACUGUCGGUCCUUGUCGCCCCAACAGCCCGUUUAAAUGCAGAGAGAGAAUACAGCACUGGUCCAUCAGACACUUGUCCUCCUGCGGGAUCCUGAUGACUCGCUAUCCUCGCACUCUCUGUCUCUCUGAAGUGGAUUUGACUCCCACUCCUCACAGGAGAUCUUUCAUCAGCCUCACUAAAAAGAGAAAAGAGUAUUCAGAGAGGAGAAUACUAGGGUACUCGAUGCAAGAAAUGUACGAUGUGGUAGCCAAUGUGGAUGACUACAAACACUUUGUACCAUGGUGUAAAAAGUCCCAAACCAUCAUGAAAAGGGCCGGUCACGCCAAAGCCCAGCUGGAAGUGGGCUUCCCUCCGGUUGUUGAAAGAUACACUUCUAUGAUAAGCCACGUCCGUCCACAUCUCGUCAAAGCGGUGUGUUCGGAUGGUAAACUCUUCAAUCACUUAGAGACAAUAUGGCGGUUUAGUCCUGGUAUUCCUGGCUAUCCUCGCACAUGUACAGUAGACUUCUCUAUCUCGUUCGAGUUCCGUUCACUGCUGCAUUCGCAGUUAGCAACUGUGUUUUUCGACGAGGUGGUGAAGCAGAUGGUGGCCGCGUUUGAGCGGAGAGCGUGCAAAAUGUACGGGCCCGAGACGAGGAUACCCCGUGAGCUCAUGUUUCACGAGGUCCAUCAAACGUGAGGUGCAUCACCACACUGGACUCGUCUACAUCUGGAACUCACAAAACUCGCAUGACAAAUCACAUCACUAGAAUACGCUGGGAUGGUAUGAUGGAUACCAUUUACUUUUAGACAAUAAUUCAGUUCAUUUGAGGUAUUGCACCUUAAACCUUUUUUUUGGUUGCUUUUUGACUGUGAAUGAAGAUUAAUUGAAUAUUGCAGCUCUGGAUGGGAAGAGUUGAGGAGCAAACACUUGGAUGUUUCAUUAGGGUUUCAUCUCGUUUACAUAUUCUUUCCUGCUAUGGGUUUGUUGGGGCCAAAUCUGAAGAACUUGUUACUGAGACUGAAAGGAAUGUUUUAGGUGAAAUCUGUCGCAUGCUGUUGACUACCACAAAAAAUAAUUCUGGUUUGUAACUGUUUUUAAAAACAUACAAUAAAACACACAGCACAACCAUUGUUUACUUGCCCCACUGCAAAUGCGCAGCAUAUUUUACGGUUUUAAUUCAAUAUUAUUUUCGGUGCUGAUCAACAGAAUGCGAAAGGCGCGGAUUAACACAGAAUAUUCCUUUUAAAACGAGUCUUUAUACAACUAGAUUUGAAUAUAGUGAGAAUUUAAAACGCUUGAAUUUGAACACGCUUACAAAGACCUACUUGACUUUCACACUGCACUGAAUUUAUAAUAUUCAUCUCAAGAAGUCACACUCGAAGUUUGUGACUUCGAUCACAACUGUAAAUAUGAUAAAAAUAAAUUAUACAGUUAAGAGUGACGUCAAAUAUUUCUCCCACCUAAAUAUUUAUCCUUAUAGACAACAAAAAACUUUGUUUAUAGAAGUAGUGUAUUGUAAUGAAGGUAGAAUUAUAUUUAGCAUGCUUUUGCUUUCAUUGGAUGCAUUUAUGCAAACUCAGGGCUUUGGAGAAAUCCAGAGAAGUCGGCCUGUUUUUCCCUAAUAGUGAUCCCAGUUUGUGCCUGUUCAUGUAGACUGUGCCAUUUUUGUUUUGUUGCUACAUUGUCUAUUUAAACACUACUUUAUUCAUAUAUUGUGAUUUCUCAGAAAGCUACAGUAUGAGCUGGCAAAGCAUCAAGCAUAGCAAACUUUUCUUUUUUUGAACGGUUAUUUUAUGAGAUUUUAUUUUUAGCCAUUUCAAUGCCUUAUCUAAGUGUUCAUGGCAUUUAUAAAUGACUUCAAAUAACUUUGUAAUUGUCCAGAUGUUAAUUGAUAAUUUUCCGUGCUGUACAAACACCCGUCUAACAGUCUUCCGUGGAAAUAACGUCGCCAUCAGUAGAUUUCUAGGGUGUUAUCAUAAAACGACCUUGUUAAAUGUCUGUUAAGUGAGAAUGUUUGGUUGAACAACUGUGAAUAACAACCAAAGAGAUGAUCCGUGCUUAAUAAGAGCAAGAGCAGCACAGUUUUAGGAACAAAUUCUCUCUGAAAUGAAUGUUAUCUGUUCUGUAAACCUUAACUGUUGUCAGUGUUGUAAUCUUGCACAAGCAUUCUUUUAAUUUGAGAAUAUAUAAAUUUAUUUCAAAACAUA